Penicillium brasilianum is the source of this 1070-nucleotide messenger RNA. NCBI's taxonomy places the organism in Eukaryota, Fungi, Ascomycota, Eurotiomycetes, Eurotiales, Aspergillaceae. The record is from the annotation of a GenBank genome assembly.
CUUCCCACAAUACUUAUUACACCUCUCACCAAAACAAUAACAUAGGUGACGUAAUAACGACCCCCUCAACAGCCAUGCUCACGGCAAUAACAAAUUCAACCCUAAACGACGACGUCUUCCGCGAAGAUCCCACAACCCUCUCCUUCGAAUCGCACAUAUCCCAACUAUGCGGCCACGAAGAUGGGGCCUUUGUAAUAAGCGGGACAAUGGCCAACCAAUUAGCUCUCCGCACACUACUCGCUCAACCUCCUUUCGCCGUCCUGGCAGAUACCCGCGCGCAUAUCCUCCAUUUCGAGGGUGGAAGCGUGAGCAUGAGCGGAGCCGCGGUACAACACGUUCGCCCUUCGAAUGGGCUAUACAUGCGAUUGGAAGAUAUUAUCCGCAAAGCCGUGAUCACGGAGGACGUGCACAAGUGUCCGACGCGCGUGAUUAGUAUUGAGAAUACCGCCGGUGGGAGUAUCGUGCCGCUGGAGGAAAUGAGGCGGAUUAGCGAGUGGGCGCGUGGGCAUGAUAUCAAACUGCAUCUCGACGGUGCGAGACUGUGGGAGGCUGUGGCGGGUGGGGCGGGGAGUUUGGAGGAUUAUUGUACUUUGUGUGAUUUGGUGUGUUUGGAUUUUAGUAAGAAUCUUGGUGCGCCGAUGGGUGCUAUGGUUGUUGGAUCAAGGGCCCUGAUUGCGCAGUUGAGGAGGGUGAGGAAGAGUAUUGGCGGUGCGAUGAGGCAGUGUGGGCCUUUGGCUGCUGCUGCGAGGGUUGCGGUGUCGGAGCAGUUUGGGACUGGGCCUUGGGGCAGUCGUGAUACGUUGCGCCGGGUACAUGAGGUGGCUAUGCGUGUUGGGGAGAUGUGGGUUCGAUGUGGGGGGAGGUUAUUACGAGCAGUAGAGACGAACCAGGUUUGGGUUGAUCUGAGAUAUGCUGGCAUUGAAACUCCAUGGUGGAAUGAGGUCGGGAGAAAACACGGAGUCAAGCUUGAUGGCAAACGAAUCGUGCUUCACCAUCAGAUCAGUGAAGAUGCCGUUGCAAGAUUAGGAGAGGUGUUCUCAAAAGUCCUCAGCGUCAAGUCUCAUCUAUAA